GAGAGAGAGAGAGAGAGAGAAUAAGAAGCAAAUACAUUAGAAGCGGAGGCCCUCCUUGUCCUUUAGAUCUCAGGCUAGGGCUUAUAUCUUGUGCACUUGUUUGGAUUGAUCGCUGGGUGGUGUUGUUGAAGGGUUUGUUCUUUGUGGUUUGUCUGAUUUUUCUUUCCUUUUUGGACUUCUUUUUUAUCCAUGCGGUAUGAGUGAGUUUCUUCCCCUAAAUCUUCUCCUCGUUGAUCCGAUAUGAUCUGAGCGAGUUUUGAUCCUUGGUCCAUCGAUUUAUUCCGGAAAAGAGAGGUUUUUAGCAUUUCCGAGGUGGAUCUAAACCUGAUUCCGGGUCAAAUUGAAGAAGGGGAAUGGUAGAUGAAAUAUGGGAUCUUUUCUGACUCUGUUACUUCUGUUCUGGAUAGUUGCGGGUGGAGUUUAUCGACAUCCCUGAUCGAGUUCUUGCUCUUCUGCUUGUUGUAAGCCGAGGGGGAAAGGGCGAGUGAGGAAAGAUCUAGUUAGUUGUAGUCUUCAGCCAUGACUUACUUCCCGGAGGAGGUGGUGGAGCACAUCUUCGACUUCCUCGGCUCGCACCGGGACCGGAACGCGGUGUCGACGGUGUGCAAGGCUUGGUAUCACGUGGAGCGGCUCAGCCGCCGGAAUGUGUUCGUCGGCAACUGCUAUGCCAUCCGGCCUGAGCGAGUGAUGGCGAGGUUCCCCGGGAUGAAGUCGCUCAGUGUCAAGGGGAAGCCCCAUUUCGCCGAUUAUAACCUGGUUCCUUAUGACUGGGGUGGCUUUGCUCUCCCCUGGAUCAAGGCCGCGGUGCGCCGCUGCCCGGGCCUCGAGGACCUGCGGCUGAAGAGAAUGGUGGUUACCGAUGAUGACCUUGAUCUCCUUGCGCGCUCCUUCCCCAACUUCAGAUCACUUGUUCUCGUCAGCUGCGAGGGAUUUAGCACUGAUGGGCUCGCUGCGAUUGCCACUUAUUGCAGAGGUCUUAGGGAGCUGGAUUUACAAGAAAAUGAAGUGGAAGAUCAUGGGCGCCAAUGGCUCAGUUGCUUUCAUGAAUCCUGUACUUCUCUGGUGUCCCUGAACUUUGCUUGCCUCAAAGGGGAGGUCAAUGCAGGCGUUUUAGAGAGGCUCGUGGCUAGGUGCCCAAACCUCAGGAGCUUAAAGCUUAAUCGUGCAGUAUCUGUGGAGUCACUAAAUGAGAUUGUUGCUCGGGCUCCUUACUUAGUGGACCUUGGAACUGGUUCUUUCGCAGUUGACCACCAUACCGAUGCUUAUCAAAGGCUGAUGAAUUCCUUUUCCAAAUGCAAGUCAUUGAGUAGCUUGUCAGGGUUCUGGGAAGCUUCUCCUCACUGCCUUGAUGCAGUCUAUCCAGUCUGCAUCAAUCUGACUGUUCUAAACAUGAGCUAUGCUCCUGCAAUUCAGGCCGAUGACCUUAUCAAGCUGAUUUCCCUUUGUUUUAAACUUCAAAAACUUUGGGUGUUGGAUUGCAUUGGGGAUAAAGGAUUAGCAGUUGUCGCCUCCACUUGUAAAGAACUGCAGGAAUUGAGGGUAUUUCCAUCUGAUAUCUAUGGUGCUGGAGCUACUUCUGUGACCGAGGAAGGUUUGGUUGCCAUAUCUUCAGGAUGCCCCAAGCUUAAUUCAUUGCUUUACUUUUGCUAUCAAAUGACAAAUGCUGCGCUUAUAACUGUUGCAAAGAAUUGUCCACAUUUCACACGGUUCAGAUUGUGUAUCCUUGAUCCUUGGAAACCAGACCCUGUCACUAAUCAGCCACUUGAUGAAGGUUUUGGGGCAAUUGUGCGUUCGUGUAAAAACCUCAGGAGAUUGUCACUAUCAGGUCUUUUGACGGACCAGGUUUUCCUAUAUAUUGGCCUAUAUGCAAAGUGUCUCGAGAUGCUGUCCAUAGCAUUUGCUGGUGAUAGUGAUAAGGGGAUGGUUUGCAUUCUCAAAGGAUGCAAAAAUCUAAGGAAACUUGAAAUAAGGGAUUGUCCAUUUGGUGAUAUCGCACUCCUGAAUGAUGUGGCAAAGUAUGAGACAAUGCGAUCCCUUUGGAUGUCGUCCUGCGACGUUACCCUGGGAGGUUGCAAGGCUCUUGCAGCAAAGAUGCCAAGGCUUAAUGUGGAGAUCAUAAAUGAAAGCGAGGGAACUGAUAAGCUUGAGGAAAAUAUUAGCGAUCUCCACAAAGUGGAGAAGAUGUACGUUUAUCGGACUGUUGCUGGGCCAAGGAAUGAUGCACCAGAUUUUGUUUGGACACUGUAGAAUUGGCCAAGACAUCUGUAUUAUUGUUAGUUUCCGGCGGUAAUGUUCUUAAGUUCUUCCGAUGUUUUAUUUGCUUUAAUGUUGUGGAAGUGGCACUAUGCAAUAUCUGUUUAGGUUGGUUUUUUUAGAUUGAAGCUAAGGAAGCCAAACGGAAUUCCCGGGUUUGUAGCCUUUGAUCUUGUGUAAUUUUUCUAGGGGCUUGUGGUCCUUAAUGGUAGUAGCAAAAGAUUACUAGACAUCAUCAUAUGUCUUUUUAUUCGA
Musa acuminata AAA Group (dessert banana) is the source of this 2508-nucleotide messenger RNA. Its product is annotated as transport inhibitor response 1-like protein Os04g0395600. Gene Ontology annotation, cellular component: SCF ubiquitin ligase complex. The transcript is spliced from 3 exons. NCBI's taxonomy places the organism in Eukaryota, Viridiplantae, Streptophyta, Magnoliopsida, Zingiberales, Musaceae. Bases 520 to 2247 code for a protein of 575 amino acids. The record is from RefSeq and is a predicted model, not a curated record. Gene Ontology annotation, molecular function: protein binding. Gene Ontology annotation, biological process: SCF-dependent proteasomal ubiquitin-dependent protein catabolic process.